AUGCCACUUUUUAUUUCAAAUCGUCAAUAUACUGUUUGGGUAAAUGAAAGUCGACGAGUCAAUUUUGAUCUAAACUCACCAAAUGAAUGGAUUAUACAAUCAGAAUGGAAUGCAACGAAUAUACAAUUUUAUUGUCCAGUAGGAAAUUCAUUUUUAUCAGAGUACAAUAUGUCGAGACCAUUUGAAAGAUUUUUUAAUCUAUAUAAGACACAAAAUCGCAAAAUCAAUCCAUCAUUUACAGCGUUAGUUCAAGCUCGUGGUGAAACAACUCGUAUAUCACCAUUGUUUGUAUUUGGACCAUGGACACAAACAGGAAAUGUUCUAAAUAACCAAACUGAAAUUGAUGUUGUGCAAAGAAUGAUUCCACUUAAUAUUCCAAUAACAGUUCGCAUUGGUGUUUUACAUUUUUUCCCAUCGGGGUCGCAACAAGUCGUCAUUUUGUUUGUUGGUAGUAUUGAUUUCAGCAAUAAAAAUGCUGCACUUUGGUAUCAAAAACAAAUUCAAGAAAGUAUCGAUCUUGGUCAUAAUGGAUUUAUGUUAGAUUUUCGUGAAUAUACACCGGUUAACUCUAUAUCAUCAAAUGAAAUGAGUGGCCUUGAAAUGCACAAUCAUUUUAUUGGGCUCUAUCAAAAAACAGUUUAUGAAAUGACAUUGAAUUAUACAGCUGUUGAAAACAUACUUCAUUUGGAUGAAAAUGAAAAGAAAAGUUCAUCAAUUAAUUAUCAAUCGGAUUUUUUAUUUCAUGCAUGUAGUGGCUAUACACAUAGGGCACAAUAUUCUCAAUUACAUUGGCCAGGUGAUGCUAGUGUUGAUUGGAAUAUAUAUUCAGUACAAGAUGUUUAUUUACCGUUAGGUGAAAAUUGGAUUGAUAUAUCAACAAAUCUUAUUUAUGAUCAUGAUACGGACGGUCGAUAUCGACUUGGAAAAACUGAUAUAUUUCAUGGUGGUCAAUGGAUCAUGAAUGUAAGAGAUGAUCUUUUAACAAUUCCAUUAUUUGCACGAGCUGACUCAAUCAUUCCUCCGAUUGAUUCAAGUGCUUUUACAUAA
Rotaria socialis is the source of this 1047-nucleotide messenger RNA. The record is from the annotation of a GenBank genome assembly. NCBI's taxonomy places the organism in Eukaryota, Metazoa, Rotifera, Eurotatoria, Philodinida, Philodinidae.